This is a messenger RNA of Drosophila rhopaloa, 4047 nucleotides long. It is a transcript of the gene tna, whose product is annotated as zinc finger MIZ domain-containing protein 2. The record is from RefSeq and is a predicted model, not a curated record. NCBI's taxonomy places the organism in Eukaryota, Metazoa, Arthropoda, Insecta, Diptera, Drosophilidae. The transcript is spliced from 11 exons. Gene Ontology annotation, biological process: regulation of transcription by RNA polymerase II; protein sumoylation. Bases 580 to 3924 code for a protein of 1114 amino acids. Gene Ontology annotation, molecular function: SUMO ligase activity; zinc ion binding.
GUGAAAAGUAAAGAGUGAAGUUUUUUGAAAAUGCUGCAGUGAACAUUUUUUAAAAACAAAUCCACAAAAAACACCAAUUAACAAAUUAUAAAUCUACAACAACAGAAGCAACAACACAGAGAGACAAGUGUUGUUGUCCCAUGUAUUUGUUGAUGCCAUGCAAUUGAUUGUUGACAAAAUUCCCAUGUAUUCCAAACAAACAACGAAGCGCAAUUCCAAAAAGUAAGUUUCAAGAACCUCUCAAAAAACAAAAAAAAAAACUGCACAACAAACAAACAGUGAAAAGUGUCCAAACCAAAGCAAACAAACAAAGUAGAAGGAAAAACCCUUCCAGUGAACUGAUAAAUUGAUAACAGCGGCAAAAGAGACAGCAACAAGCCGGACGAAAAGAGAUAGCGUUCCACAGCUGCUGCUGUCGCUUCUUCUUCUGCCGCAACGUGGUGCACCUGUCCCACAAAAAAAAAACUACAACAAAAACAGCAACAACUUUAACAAAAACAACGAACUACAACAAUUAACACACCACGCGCUGUUGCCAUAAAACCCAAAAGAAAAAGAAAACUUAGGAAAAAUGAUGAAAUGAACCAGCAGGCGGGCUCCUCAAGGGCGCCAGCCACCGGGGGCCAAAUCUCACCGCCAGGUGCCACAACAGUCGGCGUGGAUCAGCAGCAACAGUUGCAGCAGCAGCAGCAAUACUACAACCAGCAGCAGCAACAGCAACAGUACCAGCAGCAACAUCAGCGCGACAAUUUCCUGGCCUACCAGCAACAGCAGCAACAGCAACAGCAGCAGCAGCAACACCAGCGAUCGGUUGGCGGCGGAGUGGGCGGCGGUGGCAACUUUAUGCUGGGCAAUGACCUUGUCGGCGGCGACAGCCUGCGUAGCCUGAACAAUACCUUCGGCCCCAAUUCGGAGUUCACGGCCCUCGGAGGCGCCACCAGCUCCUCGACCUCGGCGCUGAGCGGACUGAGCAACUCCAGCGGACAGGGAUACACGGGCAUGGUUGCUGCUAGCCAGCAACACCAGCAGCAGCAGCAACACCACCAGCAACAGCACCACCAACAGCAACAGCAACACAUGGGCAGCAUGGACGCCAUGGGCGGUUACAGUCAGAUGGGUGGCGGCAUGCACCCUGGACCCAAUAGUGGCAUGAUGGGCAACAUGAGUGGCCAGUACAUGAACGGAGGUUCCGGCCAAGGUGGCUACAAUGGCAACCAAGGCAUGGGAAUGGGCUACGGCGGAGGUGGCAACAUCGGACCCCAGAGGCAUCAUCAGAUGACGCCAAUGAACCAGAUGCAGAAUAUGACCAUGGGCCCGGGAGUCGGAGGAAGUGGCGCCAUGGGCGGCGGCAUGAAUCCCCUGCAGCAACAGGCGGCGGCGCAGCAGCAGAUGGGCGGCAUGAAUCCGAUGGCCAAGAUGCAGGGCAUGGCCAAUGGGGGCUACCCCCAGCAGGCGCCCCCCUCCCUCUCCCAGCAGCAGCAGCAGCAACAACAACAGCAGCAACAGCAGCGCCGGAUGGCUCCGUAUCCCCACCCCCAGAUGCACAUGGCCCAAAAGCGGGCGGGGGGCGGAGUGGGCGGAGCAGGCGGAGUGGGUGGCAUGUAUCCGGGCAAUCCCAUGCAGGCGCAGCAACAGGCGCAGAUGUACGGCACCCAACAGAUGCAUCCCGGAUCCGGCGGAGGAGUUCCCCUGCCCAUGCAGGCAGGUGGAGCCGGAAAUGGUUACGGACGCAGUGGACCCAUGGCCGCCGGCAAUGGCGGCUAUGGCCGUAUGUCUGCCGGGAAUGGAAUUGGACCAACUGGUGGACCCGUAAUGGGACCCAUGGGUCCGGGGGCCAUGACCGGCGGAGGAAUGGGUCCCGGACCCGGUUGCAUGAGCCAGCAGCGCUUCAUGCCCCAAGGAUCCGGCGGCGGAAUGCCCUACGCCGGCGUCGCAGGUGCCGGCUCGCAUCAGAGCCAGUUCUAUCCGGGAAGCGGCCAGAGUGCCGCAAUGCAGCAGGCAGGUGGCAUGUGCCCGGCGGGUCCGGGCAGCGUGGCCACCACCGGCAAUCCCUACCAGAAUCAAGGUUUCCAGCAAAACUAUCAGCACAGUCCAGUUCCUGGCAAUCCCACGCCACCGCUGACGCCCGCCUGCAGUGUGCCCUAUGUCAGCCCCAAUCCGGACAUCAAGCCACCCAUGGACAACAGCGAAGAAAUGAGACUGACAUUCCCGGUGCGCGACGGCAUCAUCCUGGCUCCUUUCCGCCUGCUGCACAAUCUAUCGGUCAGCAACCACGUGUUCCAUCUCAAGCAGAAUGUCUACAACACGCUGAUGUACAGAACCGACUUGGAGCUGCAGCUGAAGUGCUUCCACCAGGAUGAUCGGCAGAUGAACACUAAUUGGCCGCACACCGUCACCGUCUCCGCGAAUGCCACGCCCCUGAAUAUCGAGCGGUCCGAGAAGAACAGCACCGCCCUGCGUCCGCUCUACUUGAAGGCUGUUUGCCAGCCGGGACGGAAUACGCUACAGCUGACCGCCAGUUCCUGCUGUUGUUCGCACCUGUUUGUGCUGCAGCUUGUCCAUCGACCGUCGGUGCGGCAGGUGCUGCAGACGCUGCACAAGCGCAACUUGCUGCCGCUGGAGCACAGUGUGCAGAAGAUCAAGCGCAAUCUGAGCCAACCGGAGACGAAUCCCGGAUCGGAGGCCACGCCCCAACAGGGCGGCCAGCAGGGCGGUGGGCAGCAGUGCGCCAAGAUCUCAUUGAAGUGCCCCAUCACGAAGUCGCGGAUACGACUUCCGGCCAGGGGACACGAGUGCAAGCAUGUGCAGUGCUUCGAUUUGGAGGCGUAUCUGAUGAUCAACAGCGAACGGGGAUCGUGGCGCUGCCCGGAGUGCAGCAAGUCGGCCAUCACCGAUACCCUGGAGAUCGAUCAGUAUAUCUGGGCCAUACUCAACACGCUGGGCAACUCGGAUGUGGACGAGGUGAUCAUCGAUUCGUCGGCCAAUUGGCGGGCAUUGCAGCACAAUGGCGGCAUGCCGAACGCACCGCCACCCACAAAUGUUCCUACCAAUCCCAGCGGCAACACCGGAAACGGAAACGUUAAUGUAAAUGGAAACGGAAGUGGCAGCAGUGGCAACCCCACCCUGCCGGCCAUCAAGCAGGAACUGUGCGACGACAUCGCCAAGGUCAUGUCGCCGGGAUCCACCCAACUGCCCACCUGGGACAGUGCGCAGGCGAUGAGUCCCUACAACAUGCACGACAUGAACUCCAUUGCCAGCGGCAACAUGAUGGGCAACGGCGGCAACACCAACCAGCAUGGCAAUCGCAGCAGCUACGACGGCUUCAGUGGCAACCACAGCGAUGGCAGUGGCGGAUUGGCAGGCAGCGACGGCGGUGUCAACUCCCUCGACCAGCUGAAUGCCAUGGAGAAGUCGCUCAGCGAUCAGAUGCCCCACACCCCGCACACUCCUGGAGCGGCCAGUCAUCCGAUGACCCCCGGCGGACCGCCCAGCGUGAGCAGUUCCCACAACGAGCCCAUCAGCGGCGGUACGCCUAACGCCAACGGAAGCGGAAACAACAACAGCAGCACCGGCCACAACUCCCCCCAGACGCCGGGCACGCCCAGUCGGAUGGGCGGUGGCGGCAUGGGGGGCGGGGGAGCGGACAGCCAGCAGCAGCAACAGGAGCAGCUGCUCAACUCGCUGAUGAGCAGCCAGACCCAGCUGAAGUUCAGCGAAAGCGAUUUGAGUGCCGAACUGCAAAGUUUCGAUGCGGCGGCAGCGGCCAUAAACGAUACAGCCCACGAUCUGAAUCUGCUGCAGGACGUGGAUCCCAUGGAAAUCCUGUCUUAUCUGGAUCCACAGCCCGAUCUUAACACUCCGCCCUCGAGUGGCAGCAGCAACAACAAUGCCAGCGACGAAUUGCUGGCCACGUUAUUUGACUAGACCUAAAGAAAACUAAAAGAAAAUUCAAGGCCUAAAAGCUGAGAGAGAGUUGGAGAAUUGAAAUGGCAGAAAUACCAUAAAUUGUAUAUAGUAUUAUUAAUUUUAAAGAAAUGUGCACUAGAA